Molecule: messenger RNA, 638 nt
Organism: Procambarus clarkii (red swamp crayfish)
Lineage: Eukaryota; Metazoa; Arthropoda; Malacostraca; Decapoda; Cambaridae
Gene: ND-B12
Product: NADH dehydrogenase [ubiquinone] 1 beta subcomplex subunit 3
Biological process (GO): mitochondrial respiratory chain complex I assembly; electron transport chain
Cellular component (GO): mitochondrion
Source: RefSeq, a predicted model, not a curated record
CGUCUUGACAGCAUUAUGGGCCCCUGGGCAAACCAGUGUGCUGGGGCCCCGUUGACAACCACUCAUAGAAAUAAAAACCCCCCUACUUGUUGUGCAGCAUUAAACGCUUGGUGGAUUCUGAUUCCAAGGUCCUUAUCAUCAUUAAUCUGCUGCAAGAUGGGGGUAGGAGAGCCAAACAUCAAAAUACCACACUGGAGCAUAUACAAAGUUGAAAAUGUACCAGAAUUGAUGCAAGUUCAACGUGCCCUUGCCUCGCAUGGAUUAAAAGAUCCCUGGCUUAGGAAUGAGGUGUGGCGGUAUGAUCCCAAGUUUGGUACACAUGGUCAGCGUUUCCAGAAAGCACUCUUCAGAGGAUUCAAAUGGGGAUUGAUUGCUGCCGUUGCAACUGUUGCUAUUGAGCGAGCAUUUAAUUUGGGCCAUGGUCAUGAAGAUACUCACCACUGAAUGAGCAGUUUUGAUUGCACCUUUGCUUUCUUGUAUAAAUUUCCUAAAUAAUUGGUUUUCAUUAAGAACUUAGUGCAACAAAAAUUUUCAGAUUUAAUUCGGUUAUACAAUAGUCUGGUGAAUAUUCUUGCAUUUUUAAUGUUGUAAAUUACAUGGUGUAAAUAAUGUUUAAUGACAAUAAAAAACUUUGUUAA